Messenger RNA from Fundulus heteroclitus (mummichog), 2729 nucleotides. Its product is annotated as cullin-3. Gene Ontology annotation, biological process: protein ubiquitination; ubiquitin-dependent protein catabolic process. Gene Ontology annotation, cellular component: Cul3-RING ubiquitin ligase complex. The coding region runs from base 239 to 2539 and encodes 766 amino acids. The record is from RefSeq and is a predicted model, not a curated record. Gene Ontology annotation, molecular function: ubiquitin protein ligase binding. The transcript has 16 exons. Lineage: Eukaryota; Metazoa; Chordata; Actinopteri; Cyprinodontiformes; Fundulidae.
UUCCGGAUUGCGCAGUGGAGAAGACUUCGUCCGCCAUCACUGCUUACAAGCUAAAACAUUAGCCGAAACAUUCUCGGGAAAGCGGCUGACAACAGUUGAACGAACGCAGACACCGACCGCAUUCCCAUUAGGGAGGUCGUUACGCGUCCAUUCUUCUGUCCUGGCGCAGAUAUCAGACUCGCAGCUGCCUUUCAUGUAGUCUUUAAGUCAACUUAGUAACGAAAGUCUCUAAGUAAUCAUGUCCAACCUCAAAGGCGGCACCAAGAAGGACACCAAGAUGAGGAUACGAGCCUUUCCUAUGACGAUGGAUGAGAAAUAUGUAAAUAACAUCUGGGACCUUCUCAAGAACGCCAUCCAGGAGAUCCAGAGGAAGAACAACAGCGGGCUGAGCUUCGAGGAGCUGUACAGGAAUGCCUACACCAUGGUGCUGCACAAGCACGGAGAGAAGCUCUACACGGGCCUGAGGGAGGUGGUCACAGAGCACCUCAUCAACAAAGUACGGGAAGAUGUUCUGAACUCCUUGAACAACAACUUCCUGCAAACUCUGAACCAGGCCUGGAACGACCAUCAAACCGCCAUGGUUAUGAUCCGGGACAUCCUCAUGUACAUGGACCGGGUUUACGUUCAGCAGAACAACGUGGAGAAUGUAUACAACCUCGGCCUCAUCAUAUUCAGGGACCAGGUGGUGCGCUACGGCUGCAUCCGGGACCACCUACGACAGACCUUGCUGGACAUGAUCGCGCGGGAGCGAAAGGGGGAGGUCGUGGACAGGGGCGCCAUCAGGAACGCCUGCCAGAUGCUGAUGAUUCUCGGUCUGGACGGCAGAACUGUAUACGAGGAGGACUUCGAAGCCCCCUUCUUAGAAAUGUCGGCCGAAUUCUUCCAGAUGGAGAGCCAGAAGUUCCUGGCCGAAAACAGUGCCAGUGUCUACAUAAAGAAGGUGGAGGCCAGAAUCAAUGAAGAGAUCGAGCGAGUGAUGCACUGCUUAGACAAGUCGACCGAAGAGCCGAUUGUUAAGGUGGUGGAGAGGGAGCUCAUUUCCAAGCAUAUGAAGACCAUCGUGGAAAUGGAGAACUCCGGCUUGGUGCAUAUGCUCAAAAAUAGCAAGACAGAAGACCUGGCCUGCAUGUACAAGCUGUUCAGCCGGGUACCAAACGGCCUGAAAACAAUGUGCGAGUGCAUGAGCUCCUAUUUGAGGGAACAAGGCAAAGCUCUGGUGUCAGAAGAGGGAGAGGGCAAGAACCCCGUCGACUACAUUCAGGGUCUGCUGGACUUGAAAACACGAUUCGAUCAUUUCCUCCUCGAGUCUUUCAACAACGACAGGCUCUUUAAGCAGACCAUCGCUGGAGACUUUGAGUAUUUUCUCAACCUCAACUCGCGCUCGCCGGAGUACCUGUCACUGUUCAUAGACGACAAGCUGAAGAAGGGCGUGAAAGGGCUGACAGAACAGGAGGUGGAGUCUAUCCUGGACAAGGCCAUGGUGUUGUUCAGGUUUAUGCAGGAGAAGGACGUGUUUGAAAGAUACUACAAGCAGCACCUGGGUCGCCGGCUUCUCAGCAACAAGAGCGUCUCCGAUGAUUCGGAGAAGAACAUGAUCUCUAAGCUGAAGACGGAGUGCGGCUGUCAGUUCACCUCCAAGCUGGAGGGGAUGUUCAGAGACAUGAGCAUCUCGAACACUACCAUGGAUGAGUUCAGGCAGUACAUCCAGAGCAUAUCGGCCUCUUUAAGCGGCGUAGACCUAACAGUAAGAGUCCUCACCACGGGCUAUUGGCCCACACAGUCUGCAACACCGAAGUGCACCAUCCCCCCGGCUCCUAGAGAUGCUUAUGAAGUCUUCAGAAGGUUUUACCUUGCUAAGCACAGUGGAAGGCAGCUCACACUACAACACCACAUGGGGGGAGCAGACCUAAAUGCAACUUUCUACGGAGCCAUUAAAAAGGAGGACGGCUCGGAGGUGGGUGUCGGCGGAGCACAGGUGACGGGUUCAAACACCCGAAAGCACAUCUUGCAGGUCUCUACCUUCCAGAUGACCAUCCUCAUGCUCUUCAACAACAGAGAAAAGUGCACUUUUGAGGAGAUUCAGCAGGAGACGGAUAUCCCCGAGAGGGAGUUGGUGCGGGCGUUGCAGUCCUUAGCGUGUGGAAAACCUACACAGCGAGUUCUAACGAAAGAGCCAAAGUCAAAAGAGAUCGAAAAUGGCCACGUGUUUACAGUCAACGAUCAGUUUACCUCCAAGCUGCACAGAGUCAAAAUCCAGACGGUUGCUGCUAAGCAAGGGGAAUCGGAUCCUGAAAGAAAAGAGACACGGCAGAAAGUGGACGACGACAGGAAGCAUGAGAUCGAGGCAGCCAUCGUCCGCAUCAUGAAGUCGAGGAAGAAGAUGCAGCACAAUGUCCUGGUAGCAGAGGUGACCCAGCAGCUCCGAGCGCGGUUUCUUCCCAGUCCUGUGGUAAUCAAAAAGCGCAUUGAAGGACUGAUAGAAAGAGAAUACCUGGCGCGGACCCCAGAGGAUCGUAAAGUGUACACCUAUGUGGCGUAGGAGGUGAUUUGCUGGGGAGUAAAGAUCGGAGUGUUUUCUGUGGACUGUUGUUGCGUAUGGACUGUAAGUUUCUUUUACAGACAAUGACUGGAAUCCUGAUUCAUCGACUCUUGCAAAAAAACAAAAACAAAAAAAAAAAAACACAGUAAGCCCCUUGUAUGUGGGACGUGAAUACAUGGGAUAGACGGGG